This is a messenger RNA of Aspergillus glaucus CBS 516.65, 1908 nucleotides long. RefSeq lists its product as uncharacterized. The transcript has 2 exons. The coding region runs from base 1 to 1908 and encodes 635 amino acids. Gene Ontology annotation, molecular function: transmembrane transporter activity. Gene Ontology annotation, biological process: transmembrane transport. The record is from RefSeq and is a predicted model, not a curated record. NCBI's taxonomy places the organism in Eukaryota, Fungi, Ascomycota, Eurotiomycetes, Eurotiales, Aspergillaceae.
AUGUCAAGCACCGAGCGUCGCGAUAUAUCCGGCUCGAAACCGCAACAAAAGAAUGCGGAUAUUGAGAUAAACGAAAUCGGUGUUUCCACGCCCCAAAGCCCCGAUGUCCAUAAUUCCGAGAAACACCCUGAACAAACGGGCAUCCGUGAAGGCCGCAAUGUCGCACUUGGCAAGGUAGAAGCUUUCAACAAGGUCCUGAACCAGUCCGGACGAUCAGGAAAGGUCCUCCGCGGGAUCAUUGUCGUCUCCAUCGGCCUGACCAUGUUCGCCUAUGCUCUGGGCCAAGGCAUCACUCCCCAGUUCGAUGUCAUGGCGACCUCGUCUUUCGGUAAGCACGCACAGAUUGGAGCGGUCAACACGGCUAGUCAGAUCAUAAAUGCAGUUUCGAAGCCUUUCAUCGGUAAAAUGGCAGAUAUCACCUCUCGACCGACGUCGUAUUUGGUUGUGCUCCUGGCAUAUGCGGUGGGAUUUGCCAUCGCCGCUAGCUGCACCAACCUUGCAGCCUAUGUUGUUGGUAGUUGCUUGACUUCAUUUGGAAGGUCGGGACUUGAUCUGCUCAGCGAAGUCGUUAUCGGGGAUUUGACAACCCUUCAAUGGCGUGGAUUUUGGUCCGGAAUGCUGCUGUCUCCGUUCUUGGUGACCACCUUUAUUGAUGGCUUUAUCUCCGAUUCGUUUAUCCCGGACAAGUGGCGUUGGGGUCUCGGAAUGUUUGCUAUUAUGGUUCCGGUUCUUCUCUUCCCAGCCAUUUUGACAUUAUACGGUCUGCAGCACAAGGCCAUCAAAGCCGGCAUGGCAACAACGAGCGAUGGAGCGAAAUGGGCUUGGGAUGUUUCCGGUUUCACGCAUCAAGCGUGGGAUGCAAUUGUGGAAAUUGACCUAGCAGGUCUCAUACUACUGGGAUUUGCUUUCUCCCUGAUUCUUCUCCCAUUCACACUCGCCAAGUCGGCUCAGCACGGCUGGGCCAACCAUAGCAUGAUUGCCAUGGAAGUGGUAGGGUGGUUUCUGUUAAUCGUAUGGAUUCUAUUCGAGGCGUUCAUCGCCCCACGACCCAUCAUGACAAAACGCAUCAUCAAAAAUCGAGCGUUCCUCGCUGCAUUAUUCACCAGCUUCUUCACGCAAGUGGCAACUGCCGCCGGAAAGACCUACUAUUCUUCUUACCUAUAUAUCAUCAAAAACUGGUCCAAUUACGUCUGGACGGUAUUCCUGGCCAUCAUGACACUCACACUCUGCAUUUUCAGUCCCAUAGCCGGUCUGCUACAAGCCAAGUUCCACCGUUACAAAGGUUUCAUGGUCUUUGGAUCACUGGUCAAGCUCGUCGGCCACGCUAUGUGCAUUGGCAGUCAUAACAGGAGCACACAGAGCACCGCCGUCCUGGCCGUCGCACAUAUCCUCAUAGGAGGAAGCGCGUUUGUUGUGAUUGGUGCACGAGUUGGUUCGCAGGCUUCCGUGCCUCACCAAGACAUGGCAUCUGUUAUUGCUGCGUUUUCCCUCUGGAGUUUCUUAGGUAGUUCUGUAGGAGAUGCUAUUGCUUCUGGUAUUUGGACUGGGAAGAUGCUGGAUUACAUGCGUGAGGAAUGUCCGCCGGGGACAUCGGAGACAACACUGAAGGAGAUCUAUGGGUCGAUUAAGACUCUUCGAACCGACUACGACUGGAACGAUCCGAUUCGAAUGGGUGCUAUUAGGGCGUAUACGCGUACUAAUGGGAUUAUCUUUAUCACUGCUACGGUUCUGGCUGCGUUGCCUGUGGUUUUCUCUUUGUGCAUGCCGAACUACUACUUGGGCAAGCAGCAAAAUGCAGUGACCAAUACUGGUCUCGACGGCCAAGUGAUCGGCGUCCCUGAUCGCGAUCAUGGCAGCGAACGCAAGCCAGGCUUGUGGAACGCUAUCAAGCGUGCAUAUUACAAGUAG